ACAGAGCGAGCACUGUCACCGGGCGUGUGGUUCACCUAGCCAGACAGCUGCGUUGCAGCUUACUAACUUUGCGGCUUUUUCGAAUAAUGCACCAAAGAUGGCCGCCACACACUCCAUGCUACAAGAGCGGAUCCAGGUGGCCCAGGAGCUGCUGGAGCGUGUGGACCAGCUCUGUGCAAGGCAGGCAUGUGAUGUGGAGGGCCGGGCCAAGCUCUGUAGCAAGCUGCGGGCCGAGCUUAAGUUCCUGACCAAGGUUGAGGCAGGCAAGGUGCUCAUCAAGGAGUCCCACCUGCAGAGCACUAACCUAACUCACCUCAAGGCCGUCGUGGAGUCGGCCGAGUCCCUGGAGACGGUGGUGAGCGUGCUUCACGUGUUCGCCUACGAGGACGCCGCAGGCGCCAAGCAGACGCUGGUGGUGGACGUGGUGGCCAACGGCGGGCACACCUGGGUCAAGGCCAUCGGGCGCAAGGCCGAGGCGCUGCACAACAUCUGGCAGGGCCGAGGCCAGUACGGCGACAAGAGCGUGGUGGAGCAGGCCGAGGACUUCCUGCAGGCCAGCCGGCAGCAGCCCGUGCAGUACAGCAACCCGCACAUUAUCUUCGCCUUCUACAACGGCGUCUCCAGCCCCAUGGCGGACCGGCUGGGCGAGAUGGGCAUCUCGGUGCGAGGGGACAUCGUGGCGGUGAACUCCGUGAACGCCGAGGAGGACGAGGGCGGAGACGCGGGCGAGGGGGAGGAGUUGAACAAGGACGCGGAGGAACACUACUACGGAGAGCAGGGAGGCAAGGUGGAGGAGGAUGAGGGUGAGGACGAUAGCUUUGACGACUAUGAAUGCGAGGACGCCGACGAGGCGGACGUCGUCAAGCACACGAGAGUGGACCGUGACAAUGUGGUGGCCAGCCUGGCCUUCCCCACCGAGGUCAAGGUGGACGUGUGCCGGCGGGUCAACCUUGACAUUACGACGCUCAUCACGUACGUGUCAUCACUGAGCCAUGGCCGCUGCCACUUCACCUUCAAGGAGCAGGUGCUGACGGAGCAGGCCGCCCAGGAACGCCAGGAGAAGGUCCUCCCCCGCAUCGAGGAGUUCAUGGCGGGCAAGGAGCUGUACGCGUGCCAGUCAGCGGUGCGCGACUUCCGCGUCAUCCUGGACACGCUGGGCGGCCCCAACGAGAAGGCGCGUGCCGAGGAGCUGCUGGGCCGGCUGCGCGUGGUUCCCGACCAGCCGUCGGAGCGCACACACCGCCUCACGGCCAGCUCCAAGGUGAACCGCCGCUCGCUCAUGAUUUUUGGCACGGGCGACGCGCUGCGGGCGGUCACCAUGACGGCCAACAGUGGCUUUGUGAGGGCCGCGGCCAAUCAGGGUGUGAGGUACAGCGUCUUCAUCCACCAGCCACGUGCUUUGACCGAAGGGAAGGAGUGGAGGGCCACACCCAUUUGAGAGAGGUGGGGGUUGUUUUGCAUGGCCUUGGCUGCCCAAGUUGCUAGGUGACCAUUAUUGUUUUCAAAUUAUUAAUUUUUUGAAUACCCGGGCUCUCCACUAAUUAAGAUGAUUUGAGAGGGGGGGGUAUAAAUGGUGCUGGCUUUGGGCUCCACCAAUCCAUUGCUCUGGGCCAGGCAAACCAUACUUGCCCAAUGAGAAAAAGAGCUCACGCUACAGUGUCGAGAGGAGCGUGACCGAAAGGAAUAUUAAGGAUCACUAGAAGCC
This is a messenger RNA of Esox lucius (northern pike), 1705 nucleotides long. It is a transcript of the gene c3h7orf25, whose product is annotated as chromosome 3 C7orf25 homolog. The record is from RefSeq and is a predicted model, not a curated record. The coding region runs from base 98 to 1438 and encodes 446 amino acids. The transcript has 3 exons. NCBI's taxonomy places the organism in Eukaryota, Metazoa, Chordata, Actinopteri, Esociformes, Esocidae.